AUAUAAAAAGACCUCUCGCACGACUAGAAUUCCUCUGAUCUGGACCUUGUGCAACCUCUUCCCAACAUGGAUUCCGCAUAUCAAGGACGCCUAGCGAUCAUAGCUGGCGGCAUCGGCGGACUCGGUUCAUCAGUCGCUCAUCGUCUCCAUGCGCGGGGGGCCGGCGUCGCCCUUCUGUACGCUCCAUUUGAACGAGACCGCGUGGUCGACACCUUGAACCGGGUAUUUGGUUCUGAGCACCCGGAAAGGGUGUGGACAUUUGAAUGCGACAUCACCUCAGAAGCCUCGGUCAAAGAGAUCUUAGGCAAGGACGGGAAACUCGCAGAUCCUUCGGCGUUCCAGCCUUUCCCGAGUAUACUGGUCAACGCGGCGGGCUAUGUCUCCGUCCAGCCCCUCGAGGAGACGUCGGCGGAGGAAGCGAUGAGCAACUUCCUACCGAACCUCUUGGGGCCGUUCAAUUGCAGCAAUGCUUUCUUCCACCUCUAUCAAUCCCGAGCCGCGCGAUUCGACGGAACUCCACCCGCCGGGCGCAUCGUCAGCAUCGCAUCACAAGCCGCGCAUGUCGCGCUCGAUGGGCACGGCGCCUACUGCGCCUCCAAGGCCGGAUUGCUGGGACUGACCCGCUGCAUGGCCUCUGAGUGGGGAUCCAAGGGCAUUACCGCCAACACGGUCUCGCCGACGGUGACGUGGACUCCGUUGGCUGCAAAGGCGUGGGCAGACGAAGACAAGAAGGCGAAGCACUUGGCUGAGAUCCCCACGGGCCGGUUCGCGGUCCCGGACGAGGUGGCCAGCGCGAUUGAGUACCUUUGUCGCGAUGAGAGUGGCAUGAUCAACGGGGCGGACGUCAGGAUUGAUGGGGGAUUUACGAUUCGAUGAUAGCCCUUAGGGGGGAGAUGAGCAGCCGAGUGCCAGCACCAGCGGCAUGGGACGGAAUAGAUAAUGUCAUGAAAAACAAAAGGUCGUGUGUCA
Molecule: messenger RNA, 969 nt
Organism: Cladophialophora immunda
Lineage: Eukaryota; Fungi; Ascomycota; Eurotiomycetes; Chaetothyriales; Herpotrichiellaceae
Exons: 2
Coding region: 67-876 (269 amino acids)
Molecular function (GO): oxidoreductase activity, acting on the CH-OH group of donors, NAD or NADP as acceptor
Source: RefSeq, a predicted model, not a curated record